Molecule: messenger RNA, 1942 nt
Organism: Cynoglossus semilaevis (tongue sole)
Lineage: Eukaryota; Metazoa; Chordata; Actinopteri; Pleuronectiformes; Cynoglossidae
Gene: ctnnbl1
Product: catenin, beta like 1
Exons: 16
Coding region: 153-1892 (579 amino acids)
Cellular component (GO): spliceosomal complex
Source: RefSeq, a predicted model, not a curated record
AGAAUUUACGACAGAAUGCUGCUACGACAACUAACGGUUUACGGCAUGCCAUGCGUACUUGUUAACCAAAUAGCUAAAGCUGUGAAUACUGAGGUUAAAUUCCGUAAAACUAGGCCGAACUGUAUCACGUUUUAUUGCUUUAUUCUGUGCCAAUGGAUGUAGGAGAACUCCUGAAUUACCAGCCUGACAGAGGUGCAAAGCGACCUAGGCAGGAUAAUGGAGGAGCAACAGGAGGAGACGAGGACCCAAGAGGAGUCAAACAGAUGAAAGGGCAAGGCUCCAGGGAGUCAUCGAGAUACCGGGAUGUUGUAGCAGGAAUCGGAGGUGAAGGAGGCAUUGAAAACAGGGACAACAAUGAGCUUGAGGACAAAAAGAAGAUUUUAGACAAACUGAUGGAUGAAGAUGAAGAGGAACCAGAGAUGGAGCCAGUGGACGAGAGCUCAGUGAAGAAAAUGAUCCUGACCUUUGAGAAAAGAUCCUACAAAAACCAGGAGCUGAGAAUAAAGUUUCCAGAUAAUCCAGAGAAGUUCAUGGAGUCGGAGCUGGAUUUGAACGACAUCAUCCAAGAAAUGCAUGUCAUCGCCACAAUGCCUGAUCUGUACCAUCUGCUUGUGGAGCUGAAUUCGGUCCAUUCUCUGCUGGGUCUCCUCAGUCAUGAAAACACUGAUGUUGCCAUUGCAGUGGUGGACCUCCUGCAGGAGCUGACAGAUAUUGACACUCUCCAUGAGAGCGAGGAGGGAGCUGAGGUGCUCAUAGAUGCUCUGCUGGAGGGUCAGGUCGUUGCUCUGUUGGUGCAGAAUAUGGAGAGGCUGGAUGAACAGGUGAAAGAAGAGGCCGAUGGAAUUCACAACACACUGGCCAUUAUUGAAAACAUGGCAGAGUUCAGACCAGGUCUUUGUGCCGAGGCGGCCCAGCAGGGACUCAUGCAGUGGCUGCUAAAGCGAAUUAAGGCAAAGAUGCCUUUUGAUUCCAAUAAACUCUACUGCAGUGAAAUUCUAGCAAUACUGCUACAGAACAACGACAACACCAGAGAACUGUUGGGUGAGAUGGAAGGCAUUGAUGUGUUGCUGCAGCAACUAUCUGUGUUCAAGCGUCACAACCCUUCCACCGCUGAGGAGCAGGAGAUGAUGGAGAAUCUCUUUGAUGCCCUGUGCUCCUGUCUCAUGCUGGCCUCUAAUCGGGAUCGCUUUCUCAAAGGAGAAGGGCUUCAACUGAUGAACCUGAUGCUGAGGGAAAAGAAAAUGUCCCGCACCAGUGCUCUGAAGGUGCUGGACCAUGCCAUGAUUGGACCAGAGGGAGCAGACAACUGCCAUAAGUUUGUGGACAUUCUAGGCUUGAGAACUGUUUUCCCACUCUUCAUGAAAACCCCCAAGAAGACGAAGAAAGUGGGGGCUUCUGAGAAAGAGCAUGAAGAGCACGUCUCCUCAAUCAUCGCCUCAAUGCUGAGGAAUCUCAAGUCCCAACAGAGGAGCAGGCUCCUCACCAAGUUCACGGAGAAUGACUGUGAGAAGGUUGAUCGACUGAUGGAGUUGCAUUUUAAGUAUCUGGAAGCUGUUCAAGCUGCUGACAAGAGGAUCGAAGGAGAGAAACAUGAGAUGGUCCGUCGUGGGGAGAUUCUGGACGACAGCAUGGAGGACGAGUUCUACCUUCGACGUCUGGACGCAGGACUGUUUGUUCUCCAGUUGAUCUGCUACAUCAUGGUGGAGAUUAGCAACUCUGGAAUCUCACAGCUGCAACAAAGAGUCCAUCAGAUUCUCAACCUGAGGGGAGGCUCAGUAAAAAUAGUGCGGCACAUAAUGAGAGAGUAUGCAGAGAGCAUUGGGGAUGGGAAGAGCGAUGAGUUCAAAGAGGCCGAACAGAAGAGAAUCAUGGACCUGAUGGACAACUUCUAAUGGCAUGUCCUCUGACACCUCCAAAAAAAAAAAAAAAAAACGAAAUUCUG